AUGGCAGACUACACUUCUUAUAAAAUUUGUUUUCCCAACAAAACAAGAGAAGAGGAGGAAAAUGGGAAGAUAUUCCAAAGCCUGGAAAGGCCUCAACAUUUGUUGUUCAUCAAGUAUGAAGAUUUAAAAGCAGAGCCAGGUCUUCAUUUGAAAAGGCUAGCUCAGUUUAUGGGAUACCCUUUUUCCUAUGAAGAAGAAAAUGAAGGGUUGGUUGAUGAGACCUUGAGGUUGUGCAGCUUUGAGAAAUUGAGUAGUCUUGAGGUGAACAAGAAUGGAAAAAUUCCAGGAGGUUUUUAUGAACAUGAAGCUUUCUUUAGGAAAGGUGAGGUUGGGGACAGGAAAAAUUACUUGACAUCUGAGAUGAUUGAACGAUUGGACAAGAUCAUAGAAGAGAAGUUCCAUAGCUAUGGCCUCAAGCUCUAA
This is a messenger RNA of Macadamia integrifolia, 423 nucleotides long. RefSeq names its product flavonol sulfotransferase-like. NCBI's taxonomy places the organism in Eukaryota, Viridiplantae, Streptophyta, Magnoliopsida, Proteales, Proteaceae. Gene Ontology annotation, molecular function: sulfotransferase activity. Gene Ontology annotation, biological process: sulfation. The coding region runs from base 1 to 423 and encodes 140 amino acids. The transcript is spliced from 2 exons. The record is from RefSeq and is a predicted model, not a curated record. Gene Ontology annotation, cellular component: cytoplasm.